Pseudophryne corroboree (corroboree frog) is the source of this 2982-nucleotide messenger RNA. RefSeq names its product oocyte zinc finger protein XlCOF7.1-like. NCBI's taxonomy places the organism in Eukaryota, Metazoa, Chordata, Amphibia, Anura, Myobatrachidae. Bases 295 to 2007 code for a protein of 570 amino acids. The transcript is spliced from 2 exons. The record is from RefSeq and is a predicted model, not a curated record.
GGUCUCCGCCCCCUCCUCCGUGUAGUCGCGCAGUCUCCGCCUCCGCCGCGUGUGGUGCUCUUACUGACUGGCGUGGCGGCGCUGUGACACAGGAGGUGGCGGGGAGUGAGGACAAUUGAGCAGAUUCCCCCACUAAGAAUUUAAGAAAACAUCGUGGAAAGGGACAUUGUUCUCUGGUCAAGACAGCUAAAGAUGUAAUUUCUUCUUACACCUCUGGGGGAGUCACAGAAGCUAUUCUCGUUAUCUGGAUAGAAAAAACAUUAAACAGUUAAUUUGUUUCUAAUCUAAUACAGGAUGAGUCUGACCAGGGCAAAAACACAUCUGUGCUCAGAGUGUGACAAAAGCUUUAGAUGUAAAUCAGAACUUCUCUUACAUCAGAGGACUCACACAGGAGAGAAACCAUUUAAAUGUUCUGAAUGCAGCAAGUGUUUUUCCCGUGAGUCGGUGCUUGUUACACAUCAGAAGAGUCACACAGGAGAGAAACCAUUUAAAUGUUCUGAAUGCAGCAAGUGUUUUUCCAAUAAGUCAGCGCUUGUUAUACAUCAGAGGUGUCACACAGGAGAGAAACCAUUUAAAUGUUCUGAAUGCAGCAAGUGUUUUCCCCUUAAGUCAGUGCUUGUUAUGCAUCAGAGGAGUCACACAGGAGAGAAACCAUUUAAAUGUUCUGAAUGCAGCAAGUGUUUUUCCUAUAAGUCAGCGCUGGUCGGUCAUCAGAGGAUUCACACAGGAGAAAAACCGUUUAAAUGUUCUGAAUGUAGUAAGAGUUUUUCCUUAAAGCAACACAUUAUUAUACAUCAGAGGAGUCACACAGGAGAGAAACUAUUUAAAUGCUCUGAAUGCAGCAAGUGGUUUUCCUGUAAGUCAGCGCUGGUCAUUCAUCAGAGCAGUCAUACAGGAGAGAAACCAUUUAAAUGUUCUGAAUGCAGCAAGUGUUUUUCCGGUAAGUCACAGCUUGCCAGUCAUCAGAGGAGUCACACAGGAGAGAAACCAUAUAAAUGUUCUGAAUGCAGCAAGUGUUUUUCCAUUAAGUCACAUCUUGUCAUUCAUCAGAGGAGUCACACAGGAGAGAAACCAUUUAAAUGUUCUGAAUGCAGCAAGUGUUUUUCCGGUAAGUCACAUCUUACCAGUCAUCAGAGGAGUCACACAGGAGAGAAACCAUAUAAAUGUUCUGAAUGCAGCAAGUGUUUUUCCUGUAAGUCGCAUCUUGUCAGUCAUCAGAGGAGUCACACAGGAGAGAAACCAUUUAAAUGUUCUGAAUGCAGCAAGUGUUUUCCCUAUAAGUCAGCGCUGGUCAGUCAUCAGAGAAGUCACACAGGAGAGAAACCAUUUAAAUGUUCUGAAUGCAGCAAGUGUUUUUCCGGUAAGUCAGCGCUGGUCAGUCAUCAGAGCAGUCACACAGGAGAGAAACCAUUUAAAUGUUCUGAAUGCAGCAAGUGUUUUUCACAGAAGCCAGCGCUUGUUAUACAUCAGAUGAUUCACACAGGAGAGAAACCAUUGAAAUGUUCUGAAUGCAGCAAGUGUUUUUCCUGUACGCCACAUCUUAUCAGUCAUCAGAGGAGACACACAGGAGAGAAACCAUUUAAAUGUUCUGAAUGCAGCAAGUGUUUUCCCCGCAAGUCAGCGCUUGUUGUACAUCAGAGGAAUCACACAGGAGAGAAACCAUUGAAAUGUUCUGAAUGCAGCAAGUGUUUUUCCCAGAAGUCACAUCUUAUCAGUCAUCAGAGGAUUCACACAGGAGAGAAACCAUUUAAAUGUUCUGAAUGCAGCAAGUGUUUUUCCGAUAAGUCAGCGCUUGUUGUACAUCAGAGGAUUCACACAGGAGAGAAACCAUUUAAAUGUUCUGAAUGCAGCAAGUGUUUUUCCGAUAAGUCAAAGCUGGUCAGUCAUCAGUGGCGUCACACAGGAGAGAAACUAUUUAAAUGUUCUGAAUGCAGCAAGUGUUUUUCCCAUAAGCCAGGGCUUGUUAUACAUCAGAGGAGUCAUACAGGAGAGAAGCCAUUUCAGUGAUCUUAAUGCAGCAAGUGGUUUACUGAGAAGGAAACACUUGUUAAUCUCAUGCGGAGUCAUUCAUGGCCUGAAUGCAGCAUGCAUUUCUUCAGUAAGUUAACUUGUAUCAAUAGAAUAUGCAUUAUACAGUAGGGAGCCAAUUUUUAUUUUCUGAAUGUCAAGUGUUUUCUGUACAGUAGAUUAGUCUUGAUAAAGGCAGGAGACGUCUGACAAGUGGGCUUAGAGGUAUUUUCCUCUUGGGACAGUCAGGGGGAGCAUACAUCCCAACUUCUUGUAAAGUGAAAUUGAGAUACUGCCACGCUGAAGGUGCACGCUCCCAAAAAGGAAAGCAGUGAGUAAGAGGGGGGCCUCCCAACUUCCCUCCCACCAUGGGCCACGUGACCUGCAGGUGGGACAGUAUCCAAAAUGGAUAUUUGGGAGGUACGUUUAUGAACUAGAGCUGCAGUAUAAUAGAUAAUGGUGCUGCCAUUACUGAGCUUUGUAAUAUGCAGCUGUUCUGCUCAAUCAGUUGCUGGGACUAGUAGAGGAAGGAGCUGUCGAUCAUCUAGAGUUCCAGCAGCUUCUCCCAGUACUGAGAUUCCUUCUAUGACUUGCAGAGCUAUGCGUACUGGAUAUUUCUACACAGUAACUAAUCAUCACAGCAUUUGUUAGCUUUGCUAACACUAGAUAGCUGACAUCUGGUUUCUGUGGGUUACAACAAAACAUUGCUUUUCACACCUGCUAUUAAAUAAGUACCAAGAAGAGCACAUUGUGUAGCAGGCUAUUAAUAAAGACCAUUCAUAAUAAAUUCUUUUAAACUAGUGUCACAGUAAAAAUAUACACAAUUUUAAUUAUGACAGUACAUAGUAAUCGAACUUAGACCUGUCCUGCAUGCAUACUGAAGAAUCAUGUUCAAAUGUUAUGUGUAAUUAUUUAUGUAACAAGCAGCUGUCCCUGUAAACACUUGUUGAAUAAAAACUGAUCUGGGUAAAAGUC